Molecule: messenger RNA, 2548 nt
Organism: Aspergillus wentii DTO 134E9
Lineage: Eukaryota; Fungi; Ascomycota; Eurotiomycetes; Eurotiales; Aspergillaceae
Exons: 3
Coding region: 287-2548 (753 amino acids)
Biological process (GO): DNA-templated transcription; regulation of DNA-templated transcription
Cellular component (GO): nucleus
Molecular function (GO): zinc ion binding; DNA-binding transcription factor activity, RNA polymerase II-specific; transcription cis-regulatory region binding
Source: RefSeq, a predicted model, not a curated record
GAAGUAAUGUGUCUGCAUAUAGACUUUGUAGAUCUCGAAUGUCAUUGUCGACUAAGAUAGUCUCUAGCCUCUCACAUGACGACUAGCAACUCCGCCAAGUCGUGCUUCUUUCUCUCCAUCGCCCUGCCAAUUCGUAGCCAUCGCCAGUCUCGAAUGGCCUUUCUACCGCCUUGAGAGAUGGGGCCUUCCUUUCUCCUUCUCUAUUUCCUGUGACUUCCUGUAUACCCCGUACGUUUUUGGUCGGUUUCUCUCGUUGACCGUCUUCUAUCUACGGUGGCCUUGAGGAAUGUCCGCCCCACCAACGUCAACCCCAGCCGAUGGCGCUGGUUUUCAGCAAUCAUCGCUGCCGGCACAACCUCCCUCUCAACAAUUGAAUCGCUCGUGUGAAUCAUGUAGGGGUCUCAAAGUCCGUUGUUUGCCCGAUCCCGCGGCUCCUCAUCAAUGCCAGCGUUGCGCAAAGGCCCGGAGACCAUGUGUCUUCGUGGCUCCCCAGAGACGCCGUCCGCGCAAAAGAACCGAUUCUCGCGUCGCCCAGUUAGAGAAAGAAAUGCGCGUGAUGCGCUCUCUACUUAAGGACCGAUUACGUCCCGAUGCGAGCAGUCCAGAGAGUUCCAAGAGUGAGCGUGAGGAUUCACAGGAUCUCGACGCUGGCAUGGAACCCGUCGAGAACCCACUUUCUAUCCCGGAAGCCCCUAGCAGUACAGUAUCAAGCUCGGCCAGGCAUAUCGAUACUUCUCCUGGCAUUCCAGCGUCCGGUCCCAACCUCGACAGAGCUGGCUCUCUCCCAGAUCCAUCUUAUUUCUCUCCUGGGCCUUCUACCAUGUCACGGACCGACGAUGUGAUCGACCAGGGUCUCAUUGGUAUGGAGUUUGCUGAUGAAUUGGUCGAAAUCUUCAUUCAUGAUCUCGCACCAUUUUUUCCGGUGGUCGUGCUCCACCCCAGAACCACUGCUGUGAAUCUGCGUCGCUCCAGACCAGUGCUCUUUCUGUCGAUCAUCGCUGCAGCUGCCAUCGCCGUGGAUUCCGCCGUCGCGGCUGAACUCAAUCGCGAAAUGGUUCGACUAUAUGCAGACCGAUUCUUUGUGCAAGGUGACAAGUCCCUGGAGCUAACGCAGGCCUUGCUCAUCAUGAUCAUCUUUUACUACCCACCCGAUUCACCCCUAAAGCUUCAAGUCUACCAGUACACCCAUAUAGCUGCCACCAUGGCCUUGGAAAUAGGUCUGGCUUCGAAGCGAAAGGUAUCCAAGAAACCCACGGGCAAUGAUGAUGAUAAUGGUCCUUUUGAUGAACACAUGGCGGAACAAGCGAGGGCGAUUCUGGGUUGCUAUCACCUGGCCUCUGUGGUUGCCAUUAAAACGCGUCGACCGAACAUGCUCAUGUUCAACGACUGGAUGAGGGAAUGUGUCAAGCAUCUGGAACGCUCGCCCAUCCCGGUAGAUAGGCAUAUGGCCGCUUGGUUCGAACUCCAGAAAAUCACCGACGAAGCCAUGGCUUCUUUCGGACUGGACGAUACAAGCUCUACUGCACCAUUGACAGAAUCCCGCGUACAGGCUGUGUUGAGAUGGUUUGAUAAUCGCAUGCAGUCGUGGAAGAACAACAUUCCAACGGAAAUGUUUAAUGUGCCAUUGACUCUCGACUACCACCAUACUAACCUCUCUAUAUAUGAACUCGCCGUUGGAGAAGGGUAUCGCGAUCCUGAUGCAAUCACGAAGCAACAUUAUACCCUACCCUCUCUCGAAGAGGAUAGCAACGACCAACCCCCCGACAGUCCGCUGAGUGCCAUUCGGGUAGAUAUCACGAUGAAAUGGCUGAAUGCAGCUCAUGAGAUGCUCGAUUUUUUCCUCAGCUGCGACACGGACACUAUGCGAAAGAUGUCAAACCUCAUAUAUACGCGAGUAGGUGUAGCAUUUAUGUCGCUCCUCAAGAUAUACUUUUCGGUUCGAACCGGAUUGAUGGGAGAUUUCAUAAUGCCCCAAGAUGUCAACGUCGAAGUAUAUCUGGAUGGAUUGACCAGGCGACUUAGGGAGGCCGGCGAUGGCCUAAAGUACCGAAUCCCCAGUAGGUGGUAUUAUGUAUUCGCUGUCAAAGGGCGAAAUUGGUACGAAAAGUUCGAGAAGCGACAAUCAGAAAAAGAAGCUGGUAUGGUUCCUCCAAUGGAGUCCAGUUCAUCGACGACUCAAAGCUCCACACCUGGGCCAUUCCAGCCGCAGUUUGGGUCAGUUGACCAGUCUCAGAUGGGAUCAUAUAAUAUGGGCCUUGGAAUCUCUCAGACUCCUGCUUUCAGCCACAUGGGAUCGAGUUAUAGUGUUCCGACAGGCAUGAACACGCAGUGGUCAUCGGACCAAGGGAACCAUCUUCUCGGUUUGAAUCAGUUCGCAGGGUAUACGCCAUCGCCAACUGUACCAUCUCAUUUUGUAUAUGAAGCACCUCAGAAGUAUCCGGAUGAACGCCAGCCUGGUAAUUUCUAUCCUGCGGGAACAGGGUUAGAACUUGACGGAUGGUUGCCAGAGGGGGGUCUAUACGGAGCACCCAGAUUGCCGGAGUUUUGA